AAAUUCCAAAGUGAUUUUAAUAAUUCAAAUUAACAAAUUAUCUGCUUGGUUUUUCUCUUUGUUUCUUUCUUCUUCUUCUUCUUCUUCUUCUUCAUCUUCAUUUUCAUCUUUUUUUUUUUUCUAAUAUGAAUCAUCGAGUGCGGUACACUUUUGGAUAAACUCGAAGAGGUCUGUUUAGUUUGUUUUCCCGCUCAGAGACGGGAGACGUGCAUCGAAGAGGUUAACGAAGAAACGACAGCCAGCGAUACACUUUGUGCGGUGUGUGAGUGUGCGUAUUUGUAUCUGUAUGUGUGUGUGUGCGCGCGCGCGCUGCUAUCUGGUCCUAUCUUUGCUCACAGUGUCUUAUUAGUGCACUUCCUUCCCACUUUCUCUCUCUCUUUCUCUGUUUCUGUUUCUGUUCUGUCUCCCCCCCCUCUCUCUCUCUCUCUCUCUCUCUCUCUCUCUCUCUCUCUCUCUCUCCCUUUUUGUCGCUCUCUCUUUCAACGGUAUCAUUCGGAUUUUCAGUGAUGUAGCUGUGUUAUUCGUCGGGUGUUUGCAACUUCUCAAAUUUCAUGAAGUACGAGUUCGCGAUAUGAAUUAUUUUUGAACAUUUUUCCCUAUUAAUAAAUUUUCAUUCGAUUAACGUGUUUAUUUCCGGUCAAAGCUUUUAAUGAAGAUUAAAUUUUUUAAUUGGAGGAUGGACGUAGAAAUGAUCGGCGCACGUUGGUUCUCGUUGUUGAUAAUAACGUUGAUUAUUCAUUGAUAAUGUUGUACGAUAACGUUUGAAAUUCGCGAGAUGAUUCGCGGUUUCGUUAUUAUCCCAAAUAUAGAAAAUUCAACGACGAGCUAUUGGGAUAUUUAUGUUAACGUUGUUUGCAUUCCUAUCGGUGUACCGUGUCCUCCGUGUGUGUGUGCGGUGUGAUCGGUGUGACGGGGCACGUGGCCAGUAUGACUCUCAAAGGUCACAUUAUCGUUAGCGAUAUUUAGACCGUUGGAUCUAAUGGGCCGACGUUUAACAGGCUAUAGCCAGUUAACGUGCGUCCAUUUAAUAAACACACUCAGUUCGUAUGCGUCUGUUCCACAACACGGUAUCGGGUUACUACGGUGUUCAUCCCUUUCAACCUCGUCGUUGCGAAGUUCGUCGUUGAUCAUUCCCGCAUACGGUACCACCAUCCAUUCGUUGCUCAUUCGUUUCUGUCUCCAUCGGUCUUCCGUGGAAGUGCCGUGAAAUACGAAGAAGCAUGAACUCGAGCAGAAUGUUCACUUCUCUGGGGCCAACUAAUUCGCAUCCCGCCAUUGAUGAUUACAGCGAGUUAGUGAAUUUAAGAGGUCGACUGUGCGACGGAUAUUUUGGAUUAAAAUUAAAAGGAUUUCUCACGGAGACAGUGUACGUAUGUGCAGUGCCAGAUGUUAGUUAAGUGAUAUUUGUGCCGAGAGAUAGAGAGAAAUAAACACACACACACACACACAUACACAUACAUAUAUAUUAUAUAUAUAUAUAUAUACACUCAAUACACAUAGAACAACGUGUAUACAGUAUCAGUGUGUCGAGGACAGUCGGAUCUUCCUCGUAAUUUCCGUGUCCCUGGUCAGCCCUAAUCUGGUUUCGGCGUUAUUUGCUAAAGGGGGAAUGAAGGACAAUACGUAGGGACUGGCCCUUCUCGUUUUGGAGAUGUGCCGCUAUCUACUGCACACCACCCUCGCCCUCCUCCUCGUACUCUUGGCGAUUCAUACGAUCACCGUUGUACGAGCUGGCGAACAAGAGAGGGAAGUCUGGUAUGAAGGCGCUAGACGUGCGAUCGAGGCACGAAUCCGUGCGGCUACAAGCUCAAACGGAGCAGGAACAGGAGGAGGAGGAGGAGGAGCACGCGGGGUCGUCCUUUUCGUUGGUGACGGCAUGAGCAUGAGCACGCUUACUGCUGCGAGAAUACUCUCGGGUCAACGUCAUGGAAAUACAGGGGAGGAAGCUCAACUCGCAUGGGACAGCUUUCCAGCGGUGGCACUUUCUCGCACUUACAACAUGGAUGCGCAAGUCGGGGAAUCAUCGGCGUGCGCGACAGCAUUGCUUUGUGGCGUUAAAGCGAAUUAUGAAACGGUGGGUUUGGAUUCCUCGGCUCGUUUUGAAAAUUGUUACUCGAGUUUCGACGCGCGCGUCCCAUCACUCAUAAAUUGGGCACAGGGCCAAGGCAAAUCUACGGGCUUGGUUACAACCACAAGAGUCACGCAUGCAACACCAGCAGCCCUUUACGCUCAUGCAGCAAGUCGUUAUUGGGAAGAUGAUGGCAAAGUUCCACCUGCGUCUCGUCCUUCCUGCAAAGAUAUCGCUCGACAACUUCUUGAAGAUGAGCCCGGACGUAAUAUCAACGUAAUACUUGGCGGUGGGAGACGUCAUUUUGUACCCAAAGUGACCUUGGACCCGGAAGAACCGGACAAAGAGGGUAGACGAUUAGACGGUAGAAAUCUAAUUGAGGAAUGGUCACGGAACAAUCGCAUGCGGAAAGUUUCCGCGCGAUACGUCUCCAAUAAGGAACAAUUUGAGAGCGUUGACGUUCGAAAAGUUAAUUACUUAUUAGGACUAUUCGCUUAUUCUCAUAUGGAUUUUGACGUGGAUCGCAACACAACUGGUACCGGGGAUCCUUCUCUAACAGAGAUGACGUUGAAGGCAUUGCAUAUUCUCGCAAAGAAUCCGGAAGGAUACUUUCUCUUUGUAGAGGGCGGUAGAAUUGAUCAUGCUCAUCAUUACAACAACGCUUAUCGCGCUCUAGACGAAACAUUAGCAUUAGAAGAAGCAGUUCGAGCGGUUGUAAAUGAGGUCGACCUUACGGAAACUCUCAUCGUCGUGACGGCCGACCAUUCUCAUGUCUUAACUCUUGGUGGUUUAGCAACGCAUCGUGGCAAUCCUAUACUCGGCUCUGACAGCAAGGUGUCGGAUGUUGAUGGACAACCCUACACGACGCUGCUUUACAGCAAUGGUCCCGGAUACACGCAUCCACGGAAUAUUUUACGUGACGCCAGCAAGGAUUCCAUACAGACAGCAGGGGUUCCACGUGCCUGGGCUACACACGGCGGCGAAGACGUCCCAGUGUUUGCAAUUGGUCCACUAGCCAGCAUUCUCUUCUCCGGUAGCAUCGACCAAAGUUACAUACCACAUGCGAUCUCGUACGCUGCCUGCUUAGGCCAUCAGGCGAGUCGUUGCUUACGAGACGAUAGUAGUAGUAGCAUCGGUAGCAACGACACGAUGAACGCACCGAUAAGCUGUCCUUCGGCGGAACCGAACAGUGCAGCGAUAUCGAGCGACGUGAUGAACGAUCAGGCACGAAAUCCUAGCACGAAAUCCGUCGCUUCCCAACCACCUAGCAAACCCCGACAACCCCUCGACGAUCUUCUCUUUGCAUUCCUCUUACCCUGCCUCGUUGCGAGCCUCCAACAAGUUUUCCACCUACCCCUUUCCAUCGACUAGCCUGGCUUCUGCCGCUAUUCGCUUUAUACCCUUCUACUACCACCACCAUCAACAUUAUCAUUAUUACCACCACCAUCACCAUCACCAUCACCAACACCAUUACCAUUACCACCACCAUUACCAUCACCCUGACAUCCUGCCUGCCUGCCUGCCUGCCUGCCUGUCUCCCUGCCUACCUACCUACCUACCUACCUAACUACCUACCUACCUACUUUCCUGCUCGCCUCUCUGUCCGCCUACUUGCCUCCUGGCUCUCUUUUAACCCUAACAGGCUUUCAUGUCCCGUUGGACGAACAAGAGCAGCCUCGAUCUAGCCUGCGUAUAAUCUCCUUUGAUCGUGCCCAUUCCAAGAGACACUACUACUACUACCUACUGACCACGAGAGCGUGACUCUUCAAGAGGGGUGAAAGCCACAGAGAAGGGAGAAAACUGAUAAAUAACUAUAUCGAGUUCAUCGAACUUCGUCUCCGGUUCUUACCUUACGGUGUUCAUUUUCUUCGGUGGAAGGACCGCUCGAUCAUGGGGAAAACGAAGACGCUGAUGUAAAUUUCAAGGUUUCGUUAGAGAAAUUUUAUUUAAUAGAGUUAAUUAUCUCUCUCCUCGUUAAGGAUGAGAACAUUUUGUGUAUAAUAAUAAUAAUAAUAAUAAUAACAAUAAUAAUAAUAAUAACAAUAAUAAUAAUAAUAAUAAUAAUAAUAAUAAUAAUAAUAAUAAUAAUAAUAAUAAUAAUAGAUAGGUAAGGAAAAGGGAUUUGAAUUGUUUUGCGAACGUUUGCUCGAUAAAAGUGGAAUGUAAUUGAAAUAUCUGUGUAUUGCGAUCAGCUCUGGAUAGAUUUUUAUAAAUCGAGUAAUCAUAUGCAAAGUAUUGUUAACCCUUAAAUGCAUAAGAUUACAGAAUGACAACAUAUUAAUGUUUAAUAGAACUUAAUGAGCCAUGUAACGUAUCUAUGCAUUGCAAUUUUAUCUUUUUCUCUUUUUUCUUUUUUCUUUCUUUUUUGCUUUUUUCUUUUUUUUUUUUUUAUUUUUCUAAUUAAAUUUUACAAAAAUAAAUAACGACAAUGUAAUAUCUCAAUUAUAUUCAUUAUCACGUUUACUCGAUAGCUGAAAUAAUAAUUUGAUCAAUAAAAAUCUCUAUUGAAAAUAAAUCGUGCAUUAAAGGGUUAAGAUGAAUUUUUGUCAACUUUUAAUAAUCUCGUGUGUGAUUAAACAAGAAAAAGAAAAAGAAAAAGAAUAAAAAAAAGUAGAAAAGAAAUGAAACGAAAAAAUAAAUAAUCAAUGACGAUCUCGAGAGAUCUGUCCAGAGUUAGCAAACAGUCAAUAAUCACGAAUCUAUGCAUAGAUCUUCGUGAUUUCGUGUAUCUUUUAAAUUCGAAGGACAACGAGAACGUACGGAGAGUAAGUACAGUGUAAAGGCUAAGAAUAAGUUGUAAUCGAUGUAUAGAUGAAAAAAAAAAAAAAAAAAAAAAA
Vespa mandarinia (Asian giant hornet) is the source of this 4905-nucleotide messenger RNA. RefSeq names its product alkaline phosphatase. Gene Ontology annotation, biological process: dephosphorylation. The record is from RefSeq and is a predicted model, not a curated record. Gene Ontology annotation, molecular function: alkaline phosphatase activity. NCBI's taxonomy places the organism in Eukaryota, Metazoa, Arthropoda, Insecta, Hymenoptera, Vespidae.